ACAGCAGCAGCCUCGGAACUAAAACCAACGUGACAGACUGGAGUCUUAACAACACCACCCGAGCAAACAGCAGCAGUUUCAGAGAAAGCCUAAUUUAGUCAAGACUCAAGAACAUAUAGCAUACGGAGACAGCGUGUUGUCAUUCGUCGACCGCUGCAUAAGGAUAACGAUUAAAUUCCAGAUCGAGACUUUAGUGCCAACCGGCUCGAACAAAAACGAACGCAACCCGCAGUGGAUAUGGUUGCAUUGUUCACGUGAAAAGAAGAAAAUCGGUGGUUUGCAGCAGAUCAGCGUUCGGUCGCCCGGAACCGGACUGUGUUGUUGAUUUCUCAAAAUGUUUAAUCGCUGGAAAUAUUGUUUCGCUGGAUACCGAUUACAUUAGGAUCAUUGCAACUGUAUUUGAAUUUGGCCUGUCGUGGAAACAGCGUAGCGAGUCUCCAGCGUUGUGCUACAUCUGUGGAAUUUGUAAAUUUUUGACCAUUCGGUUUUAUAGCUGUAUUGUGCAUUUUCAACAUUAAUCUUUUGGCGAUUACCCUCUUAAAUUAUUUGCUCGGACAACUCAAGCAACUGCAGCCGCCGCUUUGUCUACAUCACAGCAUAGGGGAAUGGAUAUCACGAUACAAAAGUAAAUCUGGACCAGGGUUUGGGAUUCAGAGCCAGGUUUCCUGCACUCUGUGAAGGUGUAAGAACAUCCAGGCUCUUGCCAUUUUCCCUCUUGCGGUCCCUUAUGCUCAAUGACGGCUGUCUCUGGGUCACUGCAGGAUGGAUGAAGUGGAUUUGACAGUUAUCAUCUGUCACCGUCAGUGCUCGAUUCUCAGUGACUGUGUCUUAUGCUUUUACGUUUAUAAAAGAACACCUCCUCUCUUGGGCUCUGGCCCCAUAUACUGUAAGAGUAACUGUUAAUAAGGAAUACCCCACAGAGGGGGCCCUCCAUCAAACUCUUGUUCACAUUUUCAUAUUUUUUUGCAUAGACUUUUUUUUGUGCCACAGUCAGGUGUUUGUUUGAGUUUACAUUUGAGUUUCUUCAUUAUAUUUUAUUUAUAAUUUUGGGAUUUUCUUUUUGCUUUGAGAGAUGUCGUCAGAAAAUCCCAACAAGGUGGUGACCUUCUUGGCCCCACCACCUCCAAAGAAUGUGAAUGGGUCUGGUUCGGACUCACUGGUGGGUGAGAAGCUAGACACAGUGGUCAGAAAGCGGCGUCACACCAUGGAUAAAGACCUCAAGACAGCUGAGCACAGAUUUUUUAGGCGCAGUGUCAUCUGUGAUUCCAAUGCCACAGCCCUUGACCUGCCCAGCAAAGCCUGCAUCCUCACCUCGCCACCUGACUGUGAGCAGUUUGUUGAGCCUGUAGUGCUGAGCUUGGCCCCUGAUGUAACAUCUGACUCACGGGUGGCUGUUUCAGAGGUUGUAGUGGAAGAACAUGCUGAAGAUAAUGGAAAUGUUGGAAGAGGCGCAGGAGUUGAUGGGACAGUGGAGGUACAGAGUCCAUCUGGUCAGGAUGUAGGUGCAAGGCAGAGUGAGGCUCUUGGGAAAGUGGAGACGGAGCCUAGUUAUGUGGGUAACCAGGAGCAGGACAGUGCAGCAGCUGAUAAACGUGAGGAAGAAGUGGCAAAGGCCCGUGCAGAAGCUGAACAGAGGGAGGCUGAGAAGAAAGUUCAGGAUGACAUAGAAGAAGUGGAGACCAAAGCUGUGGGCACCUCACCCGAUGGACGUUUUCUCAAAUUUGACAUAGAGAUUGGACGUGGCUCGUUCAAAACGGUCUACAAGGGCUUAGACACUGAGACAACGGUGGAAGUAGCAUGGUGUGAACUUCAGGAUCGGAAGUUGUCGAAAUCAGAGCGGCAGCGGUUUAAAGAGGAGGCAGGCAUGUUGAAAGGGCUGCAGCAUCCAAACAUUGUGCGUUUCUAUGACUCGUGGGAGUCGCCUUCCAAAGGACGCAAGUGCAUUGUGUUGGUGACCGAACUCAUGACGUCGGGUACCCUAAAAACGUAUCUGAAGCGCUUCAAAGUGAUGAAGAUAAAGGUGUUGCGGAGUUGGUGCCGGCAGAUCCUGAAAGGCCUGCACUUUUUGCACACCAGGGCCCCUCCCAUCAUCCACCGGGACCUUAAAUGUGACAACAUCUUUAUCACUGGUCCCACCGGCUCGGUUAAGAUUGGUGAUCUGGGCUUGGCCACACUCAAACGCUCCUCAUUCGCGAAGAGUGUCAUAGGUACCCCAGAGUUCAUGGCGCCUGAGAUGUACGAGGAAAAGUACGAUGAGUCGGUGGAUGUGUACGCCUUCGGAAUGUGCAUGCUAGAGAUGGCUACCUCUGAGUACCCAUACUCCGAGUGUCAGAACCCUGCUCAAAUCUAUCGCAGAGUCACCAGUGGAGUUAAACCUGGCAGUUUCGACAAGGUAGCCAUUCCAGAGGUGAAAGAGAUCAUUGAGGGAUGUAUUCAGCAAUACAAAGAUGAAAGAUACGCCAUCAAGGACCUUCUGAAUCAUGCCUUCUUCCAGGAGGAGACAGGAGUGCGAGUGGAGCUGGCUGAAGAAGAUGAUGGGGAGAUGAUUGCCAUCAAGUUGUGGUUGCGCAUUGAAGAUGUAAAAAAACUGAAAGGCAAAUACAAAGACAACGAAGCCAUUGAGUUCUCUUUCGACCUCAACAGGGACGUUCCAGAAGAUGUGGCUCAGGAAAUGGUUGAGUCGGGCUAUGUUUGCGAAGGUGACCACAAAACCAUGGCCAAGGCCAUUAGGGACCGUGUGGGCCUGAUCUGCCGCAAGCGUGAGCAACGACAGCAGGUGCGAGCCGAGCAAGAGAAACGUAAGCAGGAGGAAGAACAGAAGCAACUGUCCAGCGAGUCUUUGAAGAACGUGUCCUGUCCUACAGGAACCCAAGGUUCUGCACAGAGUCAUUGCGGAUCCCAGCCCACCACACCUGGCCUCAUACAGCCCGAGUCUGAAGAGCUCGAGGCAGACCAGCAGCUUCAGUACUCUCAAGUAGCUGACGGGACUUUUGACAGUGGUCAGGGUUCUUCUGUAUUCUCAGAACCUCACCUCAGCCAGCUCAACAUGUCUUAUAACUCACCGCCAACAUCACAACCGCAGCAGGUGCCUGGACAGGGUGCCUUCCCUCCCACCUCUCAGGCUCUCCAACAGCAUACUGCAUAUCCCCAGCAGCCCAUGCCACAGUCAGUGAGUCAGCCGUACAGUGGAGGAGGCUCAGGUCUGGUCGAGCCCCCGAUAUUUUUCCCCACCAUCCCGGAGCGGCCCGUCUCUUUCUCACCCCCUCCGUCUUGCCCGCCUAAAGGUUUCAACGUACAGCGUCGCAAGAGCACCUCCAUCCUGGAGGCCCACACACGUCACAUUCAGCCCGCCUACCACUGCAGCUACGGCAGCAGCCUGCACCCAUUCUCCGGCGUAGAAACCAUUGGUCCUGGUGUUGAGCCCUCCUUGUUCAUGAUGCAAGGCACAGUGGCUCAAAGAUUAGCCAUGCCACUGCAUCUGCAGCCCCCAACAGAGUCUCUAUAUUGUUACAAAGAUGUGAGGGCAGAGCAAGAGGAGGCAGUCCGCAGGCUGAGUCUCAACCAAGCUGCAUUAAUGGACCAUCUCGAAGCAAUGGCCUAUGCCAGUUACCCUAUGACGCCACAUCAGUUAAGCCACAUCAGUUUCCAUCAACAGAUGCAGGUGGCCGCUGCUGCCAGCUUGGCCUAUGAGGCUCCACCACAGCAUGGGCCAACUUACCUGCACCCUCAUGUCCAGAGCCACACACGCUUGACACACAGUCCCAUCCCUCAACUGCCCCCCAUGAGUGUGCCUAGUUCGGCCCCUGUGGCAGCUGCUGAAUCGGGCUACCAUCCCCACUCGUUUCCCCAUUCUGCACCACCUGUGCUGGCCCACACAGCCGAGCCUAGCACGGCUUUUGAAUUUCAGAUGCACAACCUCCAAGCAGACCCAGCCAUGCUGGCGUCCAGACUAUACCGAGCCCGCCGUGGCCCCAUGGACCUUAACAUGGAGGAAGGGUCCAGCAACCCAGGCAUAUGCGGUCGAUUGCAGCCUGUCACGGAAGAACUCUACAGCUAUGUAAGCCCAGAGCUGCCCCUUCCCCCAGGUAGCCUGCUUCUCCAUGGACCCAAAGACCACAGUCCUGAACCUUCAAGUGACUCAGUGACCUCCUCCGAUGCUGGGGAGUUCCACUCACCACCCCCUCAUCCAUUGUACCAACUUCCAGACUGUUCUGCUGCUCAAUCCAUUCCACAAACUUCUUAUUACAAAACAGAUGGAGGGAGCAAUGUCAGCGACGGACAUCCACCCAGUCAGCCAUCAUUUUUGUUUGUUCCUCCUGAGUCGACCUGCAUUCCAUCCUCGCACAUCAACACUCUGCACGGUACCUGGGCCCGGCAAACAACCCUUCAACCGGACCUCACAUACCACGAACCUGCACUGUCCCAUCAGGGCGCUGCCUUGGUGCAGGUCCCCAUUACCCAGCCCACAAGUGCUGUGUCCCUGGUUUCCUGCAGCACCCCAUCGGCCAUCCUUGCUCCUCAGCAGUAUGGCGGUUACUACGUCCAAGCACUCCCUUCGCAGGCUGUUGUUCCACAGCAGGUCUCUCUUGUGCCCACGUCUCUGCCUGGUGUUUCAAUACCCCAACAGCAAGCUCCUCAACAGCCUUCCAGCACCAUGGUUCAGAUCACCUCCCAGACACAAAUCCAGCCCGGGGCGCAGCCCACACAGCUUUGCAAUACAACUCAUGGUGUGCCACCUGUGACAGUGCCACCAUUGCCGCUCCCAGUAACAGUGGCGCAGCCUCCUGAAGCGCUGAUGUGUCUGGUGGGCGUGUCCUUACCACCAACGUCCUCAUCAUUGCUGCCACCUGCCACGUCACUGCAACCUCAGUUGGUUCAGCCUCUAGUGACACCUGUGCCAACCAUCCUUGUGUCCACAGUACCCACCCCUACCGAACAGCCAUGUUUGCCAUCAGAUGCACCAGUGAAGACAUCUCACACCAUCUCUCAAACUUUGACAACAGAGCUGUCACAACUUCAAACUCCAACAGUGGAGAGCUGUCACUCUGAUGUUGCCUCUGGCCUCAGUGAUGGCAAUGAGGGCAUAACGGGAGGCAGGCAUGAGGGCCGUUCUGCCAAACGGCACCAGCGAAGAUCAGUGCGCAGCCAUUCACGCCAUGAAAAGACCUCAAAAGCCAAGCUCAAUGUUCUCAAUAUUUCCAGCAUGGGCGAUAGAGUUGCAGAGUGUCAGUUAGAAACACACAACAGGAAAAUGGUGACUUUCAAGUUUGAUCUUGAUGGAGAUAACCCAGAGGAAAUUGCACAGAUAAUGGUUCAGAGUGAAUUCAUUCUAGAGAGUGAGCGUGAGUCCUUCAUUGAGCAGAUCCGAGAAGUUAUAGAAACAGCAGAUGAGAAAGGUGUGGAAAGAGAACGUAGCCAGACUGUCACCGUUCAAGAGCAACAUAAAGCUACCACAUCUGCACCUCUUGUGCAAGGUAUCCCGCCUAGUUCAGCUGCCCAGGUGGUCCACUCAGCAGGCCGCAGGUUUAUCGUGAGUCCAGUGCCCGAGUCCCGACUGAAGGAUCAGUUCUUCGGUUCACCCCAACCUACAGUGCCCCUUCGAGAAGACCCUUCAUCCUUUGCACCACCUGCCCUGGGGCUCUCCAUGUCUGCAUCUGCAGUCAGUCUGCAGCAGGCCUUCUCUGAGAUGCGUCAAGGGCGGUUUGAACCUGGUCCCAGCACUGCGCCACCUAUGCUCCAUGCCACAAUGCCUCCUCUAGUACCUGCUGCAACACCCUUGCCCUCUAAUGCUGCCCCGGUGUCUUCUCCCCCUCUAGCACCAGUGUCCUCUGAAGUAAUUUCCUCACCAUCUUUACCUUCGAUCUCAGACAACCCACAAGGGUCAUCAUCACCUCCUCCUACCCUUCAGCAGGUGCCUACCUCUGCUGUGGUAUCCCCUGUGACUCAUCCACAGCCUGGCACUCAGCUCCCUCUGCCUAUAGGUCAAGUUAUACCUUCCCUCAUCAGUGUUAAUUCCUCUACCUCCUCUCUGCCCAUGCCAGUUGUGCCCAACACCAUCCCCUGCUCUACACCAUUUCCCCUAACCUCAGUCCCUAUGCCAGCACCCAUCAGCACACCUGUACCAACUGCCCCCAUCCCUCUCGCUCACCCUGUCACUCCUAUGAAUAUUGUGGGCUCUGUUUCCGGAGGAAGUGGUGAACAGCCACCCAACCCUUCCACCACAGCUCAGCUCUCACUGGCAGUGAUCCCUACCACAGCUAUUCAGACGCCACAACUCGCACCAUCCACCAUCGCCUCUACGGUUAUUCCCGCAACAGUUGCCCAGCCACAAAUGCCCACCAUCCAACCGGUUACCACUAUCAUGCCUGUCGUGCAGCCCACCCCUGUGCACAGCCAACCUCAGAGUGCCACCGUGCCCAACCAAAGCCACGCACAAUGUGUGGAGUGUGACAGUGACCCGCAGGGAAAAUGCAUCGAUGACAUUCAAGCUCUGGAUAAGAAGCUGCGCUGUCUAUUUAUGGACCUGAGCUCUGGACCUCUCUCUGCCCAGACAGAUGCAACAGACUCCAUGACGGCCUCAGGCGUCUCUGGCACUUCCUCACCAACUACUUGCGCCACCCCUUGUGGCACCCCUCUUCCUCCAUCUAGUUUACCCCUGAACUCCUCCAGCCAGCCCACAGGCUCCCCAAUGACAGCUAUGGGUAAUCCCUCCACCCCUGUGGGCUAUGGUCAGACGACCCCAUCCAAAGCUCCGUUAUCAAGAUUACCGGUGUUGCCUGUCGGCCCAGAUCAGGCUGGCACGCCACCCACAGAGCACCUACCACCCUUCCCAGGACCUUGUUUAACUCAGUCCCAGCAGCCUCUGGAAGAUUUAGAUGCCCAACUGAGAAGGGCACUGAGUCCAGAGACCGUCUCGAUCAACAGUGUCACACACCAGUCCUCUCUCACCGGGAUGCCAUCUGGAGGACAGCCAGUUCCGGUUUCUCUGGAUGGAGAGCCUGCACCUGGAGGCUACAAACGAUUUCAGAUGUCGGUGGCUCCUGAUGAGAGUGACCAACAGGCUACUAACUGCACACAGUACUCGUCUUCCACAUCAUCUUCCUCCACAAGUACCUCCUCCUCAUCAUCAUCCUCCUCCACUCUCUCCAGCCCUGAAAACACACUGCACAGAUCCUCCUCUCGCCUCAGAAACGCAACAACAGAUGUGGUCGAUGGUCUCCCUGCGCUUCCCAGCCAGACUGCCACCUCCACCCAGCCCACCACCAUCGGCCGUUUCCAGGUCACAACGAAGACGGACACCAAGGUGGGGCGUUUCUCUGUGAACAACACCCAGGAUGAGGGUCUUACUGCUAGCCUGCAACCCCCAGAACCCCAGCCAGUACCUCAGGCCUAUCCAGCCAUGGGGAAUGGUCCAACCCAGAGUACCGGCAGCCUUAACAACUCUGUCAGCUCUUACUUCAGCAGCGACAAUGACUCUGAAUUUGAAAACGAGGACUUCAAGAGGGAAGUUUGCAAGCUGAGGGAAAAGCACAUGAUGGAGAGUCAGGCCCUGUAUAGCCGACAGAAGGCUGAGAUCGACGUUCUUUUUACCCGCUUAGGCAAAGUUCCACCCACUAUGGUCAACCCGCCUUUAGUGAACCCGGCUUGUCGCAGACGACGUCCCACCAAAAGUAAAAGCAGCAAAUCCAGUCGCAGUAGCUCCCAGAGCAGCAAGAGUCCCAUACAGCCAGCAGCCAGCACUAUAUCAGCGCAGAGUGCUUCCUCCGUGUACCCGCCCCAGCAGGGGUUCCUGGCCCCUGGGGGGAUGAUAGAUGGAGGGAGCAGCCCUCUGCUCCAGUCCUUCAAGCCCUCUAAUGAGAACCUGUGCUCCGCUUACACCAGUGACGCCACACUCUCUGCGCCAAGUCUGUGUGUCAACUCGCAAGGCUGUGUAAAGUUCAGCUGUGGGUCGGAGAGAGUGACGUUCAAACCAGGUGGCAGAAGGACGCGUUUUCUGAGUACGCCCUGCUUGGCUCUUUGGAAGAUGGUGAAAAAAGUGUGCCCCUGCAACCAACUCUGUAGGACGAGCAGUACCAACACAGUGGCAGGAAAUGGUCCAAAUCAAAUCCAGCCAUCCAUCUCUCAGUCCCAGAGCUGCAAGGGGAUGUUCACAGACGAACUGCACAAGUUGGUGGACAACUGGGCCAGGGACGCCAUGAACCUGUCCCAGGGCAAGAAAGGCUCAAAGCACCAACAACAGGCUCCUGCUCAUGGCCACAGCUAUGACAUGGCCCCUCCUGCCAACAUGGGCCGUAAAUACUCUGCUCCAGGCCAGCUGUGCCCGAGCAUCACGUCUACUCUGAGCAAUCACCCACCUGUACCCAACACUCCCGCUACCUCUAUGGGGGCCCAGAAGGGCUCCUUGUGCCCCACGCAGCAAUACGGCUACUCCUCUGCACCUUACAGCACCCAGUGGGCUGGCUCGGCCACACACACCCAGGCCGGCCUUCUGGCCACCUCACAACCCGUGGGCCAGUUUCCACAGGUGCCCGCCCCCAUACAGACCUUUCACUUGAGCACUUUGCAAAAGUCAGUCAGCCAUCCCGGCGGACCCAACCUGAAGACCACGUAGGGCAGGGCCUUGCCACGCCAGGGCAAAAUAACUCUUGAGUUGGGGGUGGGGACAGUCACAGAGAGAGGCAUGGGCUCUAGAUUAAGGUAAAGUGGCUUUGGCGUAGGCUUGGGCAAGUGUGAUUGUAUUGCAGUCUUGUCCUAAGGAGUUGGCACAAAAGAUUCAGUCACAAGUAUUCUUUUGGAUCAUGGAGGGAUUGAAUAGGAUGGAGCAAAGAUCAAAUACAUAAAGGAAGGAGACGCCAGAAUGCACAUACAUCAAACCUGUACAAUACGCCAUGGGGUGAAUACACGAUGAGAAGACGCAAAUAAUGCAAUGCACACAAGAGUGCAAUGUUAAGUGGCCAAAGAAGGUUGGACAGUUUGUUUAAAAUAUCUUAAGGUGUGUUGUGACGGCAUCCUUCACUGCUUAGCCCCAUAAACUGGAGCAUAGUUGAAGCGGUUCAAAUUCACCUGUAUUUUGAGGUUUGCUGAGCUAAGACAAAAUGUACACCUCCUCCAGCCUCCCCAGCUGCCUCUUGUUACAUCCUCCUGAUAUAUUUGCAUUCACUGACUGGCCUCAAACUGGAUCAGGUCAGGACACGGAGGCUGAAUUGGAGCCAGGCAGAUGACGGCAUGUCCUUGUUUCCGUCUUGCCCUAAACCCUCUGCUGCAAUGCCAUGGAAUAAUGCAAUAAUUACAAAAUUAGAAAAAAAAAAACCAUUUUAAAACCCCAAAAGUGGCCUUCAUUCAAAAUGUUUAAAUAUGUGUACAGAUUACAGAUAUGGGUUAUGAUUCCGUUUGUUCCUUCGUUUGUUUGUAUUGUUGGUUUGUUUAGUCUCUAUGCCCUUCAAGCUGGCCUUGUGUAGCAGAAUGCUAGGGAGAGUUUUUUUGUUUUUCAUAUUCAGAGGCCUUUCAGCUGCCCCCAAGGUUUGUAUUACAAAGCUCCACUAGAGCUCCCAGCAUGUUUUUGCUGCAAACUCGCAUGCAUGCCACCCUCUCUUGUUUCUCUCAUUGGGUCAACGAGGUGUCUUGUAAUCGUGUAAUAUAGUUUCUAAAACCAGAGCUAUUCCUUUGGAGGGGGAUGUCACCAUAGUGGUCACCUUUCAGGCUGACUAUUUGUUAUUUGAUUAGAUCGGUCCCCCUCACACGCACUCGCACGUGCUACUGCCUUGGAGGCCCAUGAAGCUUUAAAUCUGUUAUCCAUGACUAAUGUAAUAGCGUUUUUGAAUCAUGGCAGAAUUAGGGGCCUCUUGAGAUAGUUUGAUUGAGAUAUUCAAAUAAGAGUUGUGUUCUGUAUGGACCUUUAUUUACUCAUCAGUUUUUGAUGUUGAAACACUGUGAUUAUUAUGAAUGUUGUUGGACAACAUUAGUUUAAAUGAAAGGUAGAAAUAAAAACGUGAAAAUUGGAGGGUUGUGGAGAUUAGCGUUCAUGAUAUGUAAGGCUAGCUAUUUCAUUAUUCGCAACUUAUUUGAGACACUUUAACCUUUCAUUUUUUUCUCCCCUUUUUACUUUCUUUAUAUCGAUAAAUGUGAAUGUAAAAUGGUUUCAUUUAAUGUAUUUGAAGAAACUUCCCUCUGUCCCCAUGCCCAGUGAGCUUUCUGAAGAUUCUAGUGCCUUGCAUUCAUUUAGUUUUUUUGUUUUGCUUUGGGGUUUGAUAUAUUAGGCAGAAGAGAUCCUCAAGCACUUAGUUGCAGUGCUUGUCUUUGGACUUCAAUGAGGGUGACUUUUGGUAUUUUAUGGGAAAGAAGAAUUGUUUUGGGUGCCAUUUUGAUUUGGCUAUGACUGAAACCAUUGGAUUGCACAGUCUUAAUCUUUGGGCAGUCAUGAGAACAAGUCAUGAAGAUUUUUGAAGCUUGGACUGUCAUAUGUUAGGUGCACCAAACCACAUCCAGCCAUGAAAUCAUAAGAACUUGAGUUUGACUUGGAAAAUGGAAGGGGAUUCUUUUUAACGGCUUGGUGUCUGUGAAAGUGUUAGAGGGUUGGGUUUUAGAUACUUUGUUCAAAUAAACUUGGUAUGCAAGCAAACAUAAGUGUGCCUAAUAUCAGUGCACCAUUCCAAAGCAUAGAUGAAUCAUUUGAACACUGCUUCUGACAAAAUUGCGCUGUCCUUGUUGUCUGGUUAAAUUCUUAAAGGGAUUGAGGUUAUUUAUUUUUUAAAGAGAACUAUCCCUUUAAACGCCCCAACCAGUUCUUGUAAAGGCAAGGGACCAGCCCAGAUAGAGAUGCGGGACAAGAAAAGUUAGUGCACAUGAGAACGUAUUUUGUAAGUAUUUCCAAAUAUCCAAUAGCUUGGUGUUUUUGCAAUAACUAAACAUGCAUGCUUAACUGGUUGACCGUGUUCAGUGUCAAACCCUCUCCAGUGCGUUUAGAGAGGCACGUUUGGUAUAUAAAAGCAUGUUGGACAAGUACACUCAGUUUAGUCUGUGACAGAAAGUUAAAGAAAGCACAGUAAUAGAUCCAGAAAAGUGGAAAAAGUUAGCAACCCUCACCAAAACAAGAAGUCCACCUCAUUUAAAGCGCUGGUCAAGUCUAAUGCUUAUAUUUUUAUUCCUCCAUUCCUUUGCUUUGAAUUCACACUGCCUAGACAAGUUCUCAUGCUGCUGUACUAGCAAUGGCCUGUCAGUUUUAAGACAAAUCAGUAGCUUCUUAUGGGGGAUCUUUCUCUAUUGUAGCAGUCUCUCAACAUUUAGUCAAGAACUGGUCAGAUUACUCUUGUAAAUGCUUUAGUUUAAUCCUAGUAGUAGUAAACUGUACACAGAGCUGUGACACCAGACUUCUUUUUAGAUUCUCUGUCAUAUUUGACUGCAAAUUAAUAGAGAGUGGUCCUAAUUCACUAGUAACAACUGUACAGAUCCUUAGUGCAUUUUAUUUGCCAAAUACACAAACGUAAUGCAGUGAGCUAGUGGAGACGCAUCACCUUAACUACUGAAAAUAGCUCAAUUACAACUUGUUACAUACUGCUUGGUGUACUGUCUAAGUCAAAUGUCUGGUACCGGUAAACUUCAUUUUAGGUCAACAGUAUAGAUUCGGACCUGUUUUCACUAGUCGCAACUGGCUGUGUUGUACCUCUAUAUUUAAAUAACAGUUGUUUUAACUUGAUCUCUUUUGAUUUGUACACUGCGCUUUACCUGUAGACUGCUCGGGUUUUACCCAAUCAAUUUAUCGUUACUUGUUCAGUUUGUUUAAACUUUGUCUUUAACAAAGAGGUCCCACCUACUCAGUGUUCGAACCAAUGAAAUCUGUUUAAUAUUACCUUGUGAGUGCCAAGUGCCCCGUUCCAAAUACUACGAAGUGUUAAAUUUGCUCUUCUUUACUGUAGAGGGCGCUAUUGUGACUGCAGUGCAGGACAUACAAUGUUAAAUGAGAUUCAUUAAUGUGACUACAUAGUUGCAGUUUACUAAAACAACAGAUAUGUCCCUAAACUCACAGCAUAUUUUGGGAUGCAAUACUGUUCUUUUCAUUGUUUUUAUCCAUCACUUUCCUUUUGAAAAAUGCUUUUUAUGGUGUGCUUAUGUGUAGGCCAUUCAGUACUGACAUACACAUUCAGAAUAUGAACAUUUUAUCUUGGGGGAACAAAAACAAUAAAAUGAAAAACUUUUUUUUUAUUUUUUUAUGAUAUUUUGGUUGAAUGUUACACCACCACAAGCUACAGAAAUUCACUCAAAAGUGUCUAAUAAUUGAAUGAAACUUUGUUUUACUUUCUAGUCACUCACAUGGAAAGAAAUACAACGGAACAAUGUUUACUUAAUGCUACUGACCUUUCAUUAAGUUAUUUUGUUUUGAACUACUACUUCAUUCAGUGUUUUUUCUGUAUGAUAUUUAACAUUUUACAAAAUGUAAAAAAAUAAAUAAAAAAAAAUGACAAACUGAAAACCAAACAAAAACAUGUAGGGAAUCAUCGGCAAAGUUUAACUGUAUGUUUUGCACUAAGUAUAGAAUGUUCAAGCUUCAUAUAAAUCCACGCUUUGCGCUCCAAUAAAACAGCAUUUGUUACCUUAUUUGUAAACUUAAUAAAAGUCAUUUAAAUAAA
This is a messenger RNA of Xyrauchen texanus (razorback sucker), 12623 nucleotides long. It is a transcript of the gene wnk1b, whose product is annotated as WNK lysine deficient protein kinase 1b. Lineage: Eukaryota; Metazoa; Chordata; Actinopteri; Cypriniformes; Catostomidae. Gene Ontology annotation, biological process: monoatomic ion homeostasis; protein phosphorylation; positive regulation of potassium ion import across plasma membrane. Bases 1073 to 8611 code for a protein of 2512 amino acids. The record is from RefSeq and is a predicted model, not a curated record. Gene Ontology annotation, cellular component: cytoplasm; cytosol. Gene Ontology annotation, molecular function: ATP binding; potassium channel inhibitor activity; chloride channel inhibitor activity. The transcript has 32 exons.